AUGCUGCAAAAUUCUCAACAAGAUAUUGACGCUCCUUCCAACCCGUGUAUGAGUCAACAGCAACAGCCUCCAUUUCCUCAACACCAACAACAGCACCACUUUCCUGCUCAAGCCUGUACUAUUUGGAUGGGUGAUCUAAGCCCUGAUUGGGAUGCUAGUUAUAUUCGAGAAGCUUUUGGACAGUAUGGGAAGGAUAUUGUUAAUGUGAAGAUGGUGACUACUGACCAAGGAGCCAGGAAAGCUACUUAUUGCUUCGUUGAAUUUUCUAAUCAAGAUUCUGCGCGUGAUGCUCUUUUGGAUGUUAAUGGGAAACCGUUUCCAAAUGACUCGUCUGGAAGAGCACGUUUUAAUCUUGCAUUUGCCAACUCUCCACAUCAAAUGUAUUUUUUUCUAAAUUUUUUUUAA
Meloidogyne enterolobii is the source of this 405-nucleotide messenger RNA. The record is from the annotation of a GenBank genome assembly. Lineage: Eukaryota; Metazoa; Nematoda; Chromadorea; Rhabditida; Meloidogynidae.